This is a messenger RNA of Colossoma macropomum (tambaqui), 2018 nucleotides long. It is a transcript of the gene blnk, whose product is annotated as B cell linker. Bases 384 to 1955 code for a protein of 523 amino acids. The transcript has 25 exons. The record is from RefSeq and is a predicted model, not a curated record. Gene Ontology annotation, biological process: cell surface receptor protein tyrosine kinase signaling pathway; intracellular signal transduction. NCBI's taxonomy places the organism in Eukaryota, Metazoa, Chordata, Actinopteri, Characiformes, Serrasalmidae.
CGUUCUGCCAAAUCACAUGAAGAAACACUAGAAAUGUGAAUGACUUAGCUCAGGCUUAGUCGACCCAAACAGCAGAGGGUCUUUAAUGAAGAAGUGUGUGAAGGUCACCUAGAAUAUAAUGCUUGUGGUCAACAUGUUCUUUCUUAAUGUAUAGGAAAAUAGUAAAUUGUGUAAGCCAGGGCAACUCCAGGAGCAGAUUUGGGAACCACUUACCAUAAAGAGAGAGAGUUAGUUAGAGAGACAAUCACAGGGGUAAGAGGAACUUCCCACACUUCCCACGUUCUGUAAAGCUUGGUUGCAGCAUACUUACAGUAAAACCCCUCCGGUCCAGCAGUUCCUUUCAGAGCAGUUUGUAAUCUCUCUGUGGAGUAGCUGAGGCCGAGAUGAGCCUGCCAACCAGGGAGCAGUUUGAGGAGUGGAGUCCAGCACAGGUGGCUAGCUACCUGUCUCAGAAUAAGAUGAGAGAAUGUGCCAUGACAGUGCAGAAAAUGAAGAUUGAUGGCCGCUGGUUUCUGAGCCUCUCUGAUACAGACUUGAACAAGUUCAGUCUCAUCCAUCGACCGCAGCUUCAAAAAAUGGUCCAGGAUAUCAAAAAGAAUGACGACAGCAUUUUCAACAGAUUGAAAAGGUUUCAGAAUGAACAGACGGCUAAUAUUCUCAAAACUGGACGCAGCACAUUGGACAGGAUAAAAAACAAAGGACCUCCGAAAGUGCCUGCAAGAGACUAUCCUGGUGAUAACCAUGACGCUGAGUGGUCUGGGUCAGAGUUUGAUAGUGAUGUGUAUGAAGACCCACAGGGUGAACAUGAUGACAACUAUGAGCCUCCCCCAUGCGAAAGAGUCUUCACUCCUACCCCAUCCAACAGCUACCCUGUAGGAGAAUACCUGGACAAAUGUCCUGGUCGGCCGACACAAACAAAACGGAUCAAACCCCUCCUGCCAGCCAAACCUCCAUUUUCAGAGAAGCGAAAUCAAGCAGCAAGGGAUGAUGAAGACUACAUUGAUCCAGAGGAUGGCACAGAUGAGGAUAAUUACAUUGAUCCUUCUGAGAAAGACCCUCAUGGAAACAAAGGAAAACACCUGGGCAUCCCAAGGCGUUCACACAGCCCAGAUGUGUAUGAAGUUCCGGACGCGGAGGAUUCUCCAGGCACCAGUAGGUGCAGCACAAAGCAUCAAACUCCUGCUCUAAGGCUGCCCCCUAAGCCCAGUCCAAGAAUGAAUAUUAAGAAGCCAGCUCCCUGCCCAGAGCCAGACGACGAUGAUGACUAUGAAGUGUGCAAUACUGAUGACUCACCAACUUCAUCUCUGCAAGGUUUGGCUGAAAGGCCAGAGAAGAAGGCUGCAGAAGACAGACGGUCAUCCUUCCCGGUACCACUGCCAAGAGAAGCGAAGCUCCAAAAACCACCACUUUUUCCGAAAGCAGGUAUUUCAACAAGAGACCAUGAAGCUUCGCCUGCAAGCAUGGCUCGAGAUCCACCAAAUCCUGGAUUCUAUCGUGCAAAGAUGUCUCUGCCUCGCGAGAUCCCCCACCAGAAGCCCCCAGCAGCAGAGAGAGGAAGCUUAUCUCGGGAGGACAGUGGAACUAGACAGCAAGAGGAGGAGGCCGGUGUGUAUAAGAGGGCCUGGUAUGCCAGCGAUUGUGACCGCAAAAAAGCAGAAGAUGCUCUGAUUCGAUCAGCCAAGGACGGGUCUUACCUAGUGAGGAAAAGCUCAGGUGUUGAUGCCCUGCAGCCCUACACCCUGGUGGUGUUCUACAAUGGCAGAGUGUAUAACAUCCCAGUGCGCUACAUUCCCACCACAAAACAAUAUGCCCUUGGCAAGCAUAAGAACGGAGAGGAGCGGUUUAGUACCGUCUCUGACAUAAUUGAGAACCACCAAAAGAAUGCACUCGUGUUGGUGGACACACAAAGCAACACCAAGGACUCCACCAAGCUGAGGCACACAGUGAAGCUGUGAGAACUCUUCACUGUAAGAAAACUUCUGAACUGCCAGAAUUCUACAGAACAUCCUGGAACCACU